ACCUAAAACAAAGAUGGCAGCUCACAGGGGCAGUUGGUCAGCUUGGCUGGUUUUUAUUAUCAGUUUGUCGGUGAUUUUAGUUGCAGGCAGUCAUGAAACGACGCUCGCUAGUGACCACCUCGUUAGCGCGGUCGAAAAUCUACAGACAGACGCAGAAACCGAGAAGCAAACGGCCGAGGAGCCCUCGGUGGAGGAGAGACGAUGGGAGGCGACUCGGGCGGAAGAUGCUGCAGCCGAAAAACAAGACAUUCCUGCUUCUGAGUCGACGGUGUUAACUUCCACACCACAACACAAAGAUGAUUUUCAGGAGGAGCUGGUGGUCAGGCCGCUGCACUCAGGGGAUAUUUAUGCCAGCUUCCAGUUCCGUACCCUUUGGCAAACAGAUUUUAUGAGUGGAAACAAAGUGUCCCACUAUCGGCUGUUUCCCAAAUCUCUGGGUCAGGUCAUCUCCAAGUUCUCUGUGCGAGAGCUGCACAUCUCCUUCACUCAGGGCUAUUGGAGGACCAUGCAGUGGGGGCAGCCUUAUCUCCCAUCCCCUCCAGGAGCUGAACUCUGGGUUUGGUUUCAUGACACUGUGACGGACGUGGAUGCCACAUGGAAGGAGCUGACCAACGUUUUGUCAGGCAUCUUCUGUGCUUCACUGAACUUUAUUGACUCCACCAAUACUGUUCAGCCCAGCGCCUCCUUCAAACCCCUGGGGAUAGCCAACGUGACAGACCAUCGCUUCCUUCGCUAUGCCACCCUCCCACGGGAAAUUGUUUGCACUGAGAAUUUGACACCUUGGAAGAAACUGUUGCCAUGUGGGUCCAAGGCUGGUCUCGCUGUGCUGCUGAAGUCGGAGAAACUCUUCCACAGCAGUUUUCAUUCUCAGGCAGUGCACAUAAGACCAGUGUGUCAAGACUCCUUGUGCAAAACUACGUCCUGGGAGCUGAGGCAGACACUGAAUGUUGUCUUUGACCUACACACCUCUGGACAGGGCAAACGAGAGUGGUCUCUGUUCAAGAUGUUCUCUCGGACACUGACUGAAGCCUGCCCAUUGGCCUUCUCCAGUAAAAUAUACAUCGACAUCACAGACAACCCACAGGAGGAGCUGUUUGAGCUCAUCCCAGCCACUCCGCUGCUGAGCCAGGCUGUGGUGCUGGGGGACAGGCGGACCUUCUCCGUUUACGACCUGACCCAACAGGUCACCUUCGGGACUGUUCGCUCCCUCAACUUGCUGAUCCGCUGGAAAUCCAGUGAGGGUGACAUGCUCCGCCCCUUGCUCCACGCCGAACGUUACGUUGCUGGAUACGGGCUGCAGACAGGAGAGAUUCAUACCUUAAUGUACAACAAUCACCCCUUCAGGUCUUUCCCAGUGCUGCUGCUGGACUCGGUACCUUGGUAUCUACGUCUCUACGUCCACACCCUCACAGUCACCAGCAAGGGAAAAGACAAUAAGCCUAGUUAUAUCCACUACCAGCCUUCUAAAGACCGCAUGCGGCCCCACCUGCUGGAAAUGCUGGUGCAGCUUCCUCCUCACUCCGUUACUGAGGUUACAGUGCAGUUUGAGAGGGCUCUGCUUAAAUGGACCGAGUACACCCCUGAUCCCAACCACGGCUUUUACGUUGGGUCUUCAGUUAUAAGUGCACUUGUUCCAAGCACCGUCACCAUGGAUACAAACAACACUCAGGAGCAACCACUUUUCAGCAGCUUCUUUCCCUGCAAAGAGGAGUCCAGCUACUUUGUGCGGGUCUACACAGAACCUCUGUUGGUCAACCUGCCAACUCCAGACUUCAGCAUGCCUUAUAAUGUCAUCUGCCUGACCUGCACUGUUGUGGCCGUGGGCUACGGCUCUCUUUACAACCUUCUGACCCGAAGCUUCCAGGUAGAAGAACCCAACCCAGGACUGGCCAAGCGGAUAGCCAACGUCAUCCGCAAGAUGAGGGGCGUGCCACCACUCUGAGGCUUCCAAACAGGGCUCACCUUUGACCUUUUAUUAGUGAGCUUGUUUGGGAAAACAAAACAAAAACACUUGAAGAUCAGGGAGAAACUAAGUCAAACACUGCUGGGGAUGAAUUUAAAUGAGUCAACUUGAAGUUUUCUAUUUCACAAAUGGAAGAGGACAAUUUAUUUUAUUCACCCUAAAGGUUUUAAGAAGAAAUACUUGUGACAAAAUUCUAGACAUUGGCCAUCUUGAAUGGG
Molecule: messenger RNA, 2181 nt
Organism: Nematolebias whitei (Rio pearlfish)
Lineage: Eukaryota; Metazoa; Chordata; Actinopteri; Cyprinodontiformes; Rivulidae
Gene: pigt
Product: phosphatidylinositol glycan anchor biosynthesis, class T
Exons: 11
Coding region: 14-1942 (642 amino acids)
Biological process (GO): attachment of GPI anchor to protein
Cellular component (GO): GPI-anchor transamidase complex
Source: RefSeq, a predicted model, not a curated record